This is a messenger RNA of Dunckerocampus dactyliophorus (ringed pipefish), 427 nucleotides long. RefSeq lists its product as uncharacterized. Lineage: Eukaryota; Metazoa; Chordata; Actinopteri; Syngnathiformes; Syngnathidae. Gene Ontology annotation, cellular component: EKC/KEOPS complex. Bases 35 to 307 code for a protein of 90 amino acids. The transcript has 2 exons. The record is from RefSeq and is a predicted model, not a curated record.
CUGUUCGAUGACGUAAUAGACGAGCGCAGGAAAGAUGGCGGAUUCCACAGUUUCAGUCGUUCUGAAGUCGAGAGACGGACAAAAGCAGAAAAUAAACGUCAAAGUGGAGAACACGUUAACAUCGUUAAUCGGUGGAAUUCAACAAGUUGCUCAGAACAUCUCGCCGCUUCUGAACGAACUCGUGGAGCGGGAAAGAGUCGUCGGGGACUGCUCAUUUGAAGAUGAAGAUAGUGACGAAGAUGAUGACGAGGCAGAGAAACAUCAAAACUCAGGCCUUCCACCAUCUGCUAAAAGAUCCAAAAUGUAGCAGCUGACAAGCGCUAAACACUUUUUAGCUGACAGACAUCUUCCACUGUCAUUUCUGUGUCCCACAAUCAUGCUGUAAAUAAAAAAAUGAAUCUUGGACGAGUCAAUAGUGUCUCAUGUU